GGAAGAAAGCGUGUUCUAACUCCUUGAUAGCAUCAGGGAGGCUGCUGGGGCUGUGGCGAAACAGUCUAGUCUGAAACUUCUGUCUUGGCACUCCGGCAUCUCUUCUUCUCAAAGCCCCAAACUCAAAGAGCAACCCCCUUCCCCCUUUCAGGCCAGUCCCACUCUCUCUGGGGUUGAUUCCUGGGGCUAAAAGAGAUUCCUUGAUUGAAAGACUGUCCAAGGCAAAAGAGAUCUGGGGGCCAUGUGGGUUCAGUCUUCUCGGUUUACCAAUGAGGAGGCUGAGGCCGCUGAAUGCUCCCCGUUCAAGUUCUUCAUAUUCAUGCACGUGUAGUUUGAAUAGUCUUGGGUUGGGGGAAGUGUACAGGCAUCAUUUCUUUCCAGAAGCCUGUUUGGCCUGGGAUGGACAUAGGCAUCUGUGGUUACACUUGCAACAGGGCCACACCACAGGUGUCUGGCUGCCAGGGAAGAAGGAUGGGCCCUUGCCUGAUGAGCCACUACAGCAGCCGGGGACAUGAUGUAACCAAACCACCUUAGCCAGGGCACCAAGACAGGUGGGCUGACCUCUGGGUUUAGAAGGGGGCAGACAUCAGUUGCCUGGGAAAGUAGUGGGCACUCCACCGCCCGCAAUUCUCAUAGUCCUGCAAUAACGAAUUCCACUGGGAUUUCCAUGGCAGUGGCUUGCCUGGGAGCUGGGUAGGGGCAUCUGCGUUCCAGAGGCCUGGGAACUCAAAAAGCCAAGCAAGGACCUUGGUUGCAGCAGAUAAAGGUGUAGCGCCUGUUCAAGGGAGAUAUUGAAAUUGUAAUCUUUGCGGUCACGUGACUCAUUAAAUAAUUAAUGUGGAUCGUCAGGAAUGGAUCGGAGUCGUCAGGGCCUCACUAGGAAUGAAUCUCUCAGAAGUGAGCCCCCCAACUUCCUAUUUGAUUUUUAAAAACACAGAUCCUCAGAUUUAUAUCCAAAGGCUUUUUAACUCCUUCAGGAGGGGGUGGAGAGAGCCCUGUCGGCUGGGAGGACCGGAGCUGGCCCAGGCUGGGUCUUGGGCUUUUCCUGCAGGGUUUCUGCGAGUCUGGGGAGCGCACGGCGAUCGGGGAAGCGCCGAGUUCGGGCUCUGAUUCUUGCGGUCACAUCUUGGCUUUGGUGAUGAAGUGGGACGGAUGCGCAGACAGUUGAGCGCGGGGACACGGGACGCGGCGGCUCCCUGAGCGCCCGGAGCAGGAGACACGCUCUGCUUCCGCCUUCGGCAUCUUCCGAGGUCUGUGCGGGGCGGCCAUUGGCGGCGGAGCGUCACGUGACCGCGGGGGCGUGCCAAUGUGCGCCCUCACGGGUAUCAAGCCCCUGUCAGAGUGUGCGAUCAAGAUCCUGAAACAACGCGAUGCAAAAAGCGACCUACUACGACAGCUCCGCGAUCUACGGUGGCUACCCUUAUCAGGCAGCCAACGGGUUCGGUUAUAAUGCCAGUCAGCAGCCGUACCCAGCGUCCGCAGCACUGGGCGCCGACGGCGAGUACCACCGACCCGCCUGUUCACUCCAGUCGCCCGCAAAUGCCGGGGGCCACCCCAAGGCGCAUGAGCUGAGCGAGGCGUGUCUGCGCACGCUGAGCGGUCCGCCCAGCCAGCCCCCAGGCCUAGGCGAGCCGCCCCUGGCCCCACCGCCACCCCAGGCCGCGCCCCCGGCCCCGCAGCAACCUCAGCCCCCGCAGCAGCCCCCGGCGCCCGCUCCUGCCGCGCCUCCGCCCCCCUCGUCAGUCUCCCCACCUCAGAAUGCCAGCAGCAACCCCACCCCCGCCAGCGCAGCCAAGAGCCCUCUACUCAACUCUCCCACCGUGGCCAAACAAAUCUUCCCCUGGAUGAAAGAGUCUCGGCAAAACACAAAACAGAAAACCAGCGGUUCCAGCUCAGGGGAGAGCUGCGCAGGUGACAAGAGCCCACCUGGGCAGGCGUCUUCCAAGAGGGCGCGCACGGCCUACACGAGCGCGCAGCUGGUGGAGCUAGAGAAAGAAUUUCACUUCAACCGCUACCUGUGCCGGCCACGCAGGGUGGAGAUGGCCAACCUGCUGAACCUCACCGAGCGCCAGAUCAAGAUCUGGUUCCAGAAUCGCCGCAUGAAGUACAAGAAGGAUCAGAAGGGCAAGGGCAUGCUGACGUCAUCAGGGGGCCAGUCUCCGAGUCGCAGUCCCGUGCCCCCCGGCGCUGGCGGCUAUCUGAACUCUAUGCAUUCGCUGGUGAACAGCGUCCCGUAUGAGCCCCAGUCGCCUCCGCCUUUCUCCAAGCCCCCCCAGGGUGCCUACGGGCUGCCCCCCGCCUCCUACCCCGCACCUCUGCCCAGCUGCGCGCCCCCGCCACCCCCACAGAAGCGCUACACCGCAGCUGGGGCGGGCGCGGGUGGCACGCCCGACUAUGAUCCACACGCGCACGGCCUGCAGGGCAACGGCAGCUAUGGGACCCCACACUUACAGGGAAGCCCCGUCUUCGUGGGGGGCAGCUAUGUGGAGCCCAUGAGCAACUCUGGCCCGCCCCUCUUUGGCCUAACUCACCUCCCCCACGCCGCCUCGGCUGCCAUGGACUACGGGGGCGCUGGGCCGCUGGGCAGUGGCCACCACCACGGGCCCGGGCCGGGGGAGCCGCACCCCACCUACACGGACCUUACCGCCCACCAUCCUUCUCAGGGAAGAAUUCAGGAAGCCCCCAAGCUCACCCAUCUGUGAUGGUGGGCUCGGGGCUGCGCGCCAGGAGAGUCCCUCCCCCAACCUCCCACCACUUUUCUUCAGUCGCUUUUUUUUUUUUGGUUUUGUUUAAGGUUUUUCCCCCGCCCCUCCCUUUUCUCUCUCUUCCACCCCCCACUCCCCCCCCCGCGUUUUGUUUUCUUUGGUAACACGUUUUUAUAGUUUAUGUGACGUAGCAAUCUUGGUUGCUGGAAUGGCUGUCAGUAUCAGUAGCGAUAUUUAUCUUCUCCCGCCCCUCGCUCGGCCGAUGGCCCUGCACCCUUUACCUUCUCAAUUCUUUGAUCAGAAACAGGGUAAAUGAACAAAUUUUCUAGCCAAGUUCUUCAAUGUGAAUUUGUUCGUACAUUAUGGCUCCCGAGGGGAAGCGAUUACUUUUUUUUUUUUGUAAUUUUUAGGGUUUUUUUUUUAAUUGCACUUCUUGUAAAGAGCGAGAAAAAAAUCAAAGGCGCUUUGAAACAGGGACUCCCUGUACAAGGAUGAUUAAGUGUACGUCUUUCCGUGUGUGUAUGCUGGUGAACAGUCAGAUUUAUUUAUAUUUUUUUUGCAAGCAUUGAAUAAUCUAAGUUUUAAAUAUUAUUUAUCCCCAUCCGUUCGUAUUUAUAUUAAAGAAAUUCUGUACCCUGGUUGUUCAGAAGGUUUCUUGGGCCUUUUGUUCAAUGGUCUAUUGGCGUACAUAGGAAAAAAUUUAUUUGAAAGGGAAAUAUAAUUCCUUUAUAAAAGCGGUAAUGAUGCAAUAAUACCAGAGAGGAUCCAGCUUUUCAGAACAGUGAUUUAGGUUUGCAACAUCCUGCAAAACUGAAAAAAAAAAAUCUGUGACAGUGAAAAAUGCUAGAUUUGUUUUGAGAGUUCUACAUUCCUUGCUGCUCACAUUCUGAGAAACAAAACAAAAAAAUAAAGUUUUUAUUCUGAAUAA
Phacochoerus africanus (Common warthog) is the source of this 3633-nucleotide messenger RNA. RefSeq names its product homeobox A3 (gene HOXA3). The transcript is spliced from 4 exons. Gene Ontology annotation, molecular function: RNA polymerase II cis-regulatory region sequence-specific DNA binding; DNA-binding transcription factor activity, RNA polymerase II-specific. NCBI's taxonomy places the organism in Eukaryota, Metazoa, Chordata, Mammalia, Artiodactyla, Suidae. Gene Ontology annotation, cellular component: nucleus. The record is from RefSeq and is a predicted model, not a curated record. The coding region runs from base 1371 to 2702 and encodes 443 amino acids. Gene Ontology annotation, biological process: regulation of transcription by RNA polymerase II.